AUGCAACGAAGAGCUUCCUACACGGGGGUGCCAACAUACCGCCAGGGUUACGUAUCGCCCUCUGGUACGAAAGUGCAGUACAGCAACGAUUGGGUGAAGUUCCACGCACUCGAAGGAGAUGGACUGCGAACACUUCUCUACAUGCAUCUCUGGAAGAAGAAUAAGGGCAGCGAGAGUGCGCUGAAGAGUGUGCGACUACCCGAUACCGUUGUGUAUGAGCACAACUUUCCGCGAGCAUGGUAUACAUAUGAUGCCGAGUCAAAGGAGAUCAAUAAACAUCCAGGUAGGAUGCUAGAUGCACAGUCUAUUUAUCAGCACUUCAGUCAAACACAGAAUGGAUGUGAUGUGGUGGCACAAUUUCUUACAACGUGUGUUCCACAAGAUGGUAGUGAAUCUACAGAAGAGUCUCUUCUUACAUAUAUGGAAUAUUUCACAGCGGAAACACUACGUGAAUUUCUAUUUGGUCAUACUCGAAAACCUGAUGGAAUUCUACAAAAGUUUGUUAUUCCUAAAGGUGAAACCACAACGAGGAGAAAUGCACAACUGCAAGUGAUGUGGUCUCCUCUUAUGACUGUAGUGUAUAAACGGACAAGUAAGCAUAAAUUGGAUGAUGCUCAAGUUCCAAUUCAUGUUCGUUCAGCCACAUUUGAUGGGGAUUGUAAUUUAAGUGAACUUACUCUUGUUGCAGAUGAAUCCAAAGGCAGACUAGAGCGUAUCUGCCGUGAAGUGGUGGAUCAUGUUUACUUUACAGACCGCAAACUUAUCACUCGAAUGGUAUUAAAUUUUAAAGUGGAUGAUGCAAAUCGGGUAUGGUUGCUUUGGUGCAGUUCACUACGUGUUUCUGGUGAUAGUUUAAAUCCUCGAAAUUUGCGUGUUCCUUUAAUGCUUUCCAUGCGUACGGAAAUAUUAAACGAUGGAUCAUCCACGAAGGAUCGUAGUAUGAAACGCCGUGAACGCCAGCAGCGGUUGCUGGUGAUGGACAAACAACUCUUUGAAUUCUCACGCGACUACGAAUUUGGAUAUUACUGCAACUCUUCACAUGUGCGUGAGUGUAAGCGGCUCGCCCUCACGCCCAAGGCGGAGACCCGCGCUGGGGACUCCCCCCGCCGCGGCCCCCCGCACCCGCUGCACGACGCCAUGCGGUAUCUGAUCGCCCCCACGCCACUCCCGACGGGCCCCGAGGCCGCAGCGAGCAGCAGUGGAACGGCCCCGCAGCAGCCGCCGCUCUUAACUCCACAGAAACAUCACACAGGGAAGAGGGAAGAACCGCAAAACAACAUAGAAGAACGUAUUAAAAACGAACUGACCGCCAUGGCACUAGAUGCGUGGUAUAGUGUUUACUCCUCCACACUAUCGGAAAGUCCGGACAGCAUGCCAACUCGUAUGGUGGCACUCGCCGAGCCGCUUGUGGUGGUGCUGAAGCCAAAAGAACUUGCUCGACUUCUCGAUAUUCUUGGACUAGAGAAGCCAGAAGCAGUCUCAACUCCAUCACCAUCACCAUCACCACCACCACCAACAACAACAACAACACAAGAAGAAAAAAAGCAAGAUGAUGAUAAACAAGUAGAAGAACAGAAUGAAAAACCCCAGCAGCCUGAAGUAAGCUUGGCUCUUAGGACUGUUACAAUGAAACGAGGGGUCGACUUUGGAAGCGGACGACGUUUAGAUCGUCCACUCAUAAACGCUGAGCGUGAUGUAAGAGAGUUAUUUGAAGAAAUAUUUUCUUCCAGAGAGGAAGAGAUUGUGAAGCACUGUCUUUCCAAUAAACGUUGGAUAUGGUGA
Molecule: messenger RNA, 1782 nt
Organism: Trypanosoma theileri
Lineage: Eukaryota; Euglenozoa; Kinetoplastea; Trypanosomatida; Trypanosomatidae
Exons: 1
Coding region: 1-1782 (593 amino acids)
Source: RefSeq, a predicted model, not a curated record